GCCUGUCCUACAAUUGUCAACUUUUCAAGUUGGAUCAACACGAUUCCAAAUUUUAGCCAAAAAUUCUAAAUUACUAAAUUCUUGCAGGAAAUGUCGGGACCUCACUUCGUCGAUUGGCAGGCGUGUUUUCGGCCUGAGUGUUUAUAUUCCCCCUCUCGCCUUAUUAAAAUGACACACAUACCCCUCCCUGGAGAAAUCCUAUAGAAUGGAGAGAGGCGAGGGAAUGAUUGCCAUAGUACGCGGGCUUAAAGACGCCAGUCUCGCGGUCACAUUGCUGGAUGGAGACAACAAAUAUACACUGAAACCAGAUAAUGUAUCGAGGAUCGGUUCACCUCCAGUUCAGUCCUCGACAGUGCAGUGCGAAAAUUUAGGGAGCCGGUCUGAUAGUGGAGUGCAAGCGACAGACGGACUGUAUGCCAGCACCUACAAGAUUAUGCAUUGUCAUGUCACGCCGACGUCACCGCUGCGCCAAGUGACAGAGUUUCCACCCCAGAGAGCUGAAUUGAGUCCUGGUCAGGGCAACUUUGAGAUCGGGGGCUGCGGCAGCGGGGAGAGACACCGUGCAAGCAGAUCAACCAACUACAGAGGUGGAUUGAGCUGGCCAGAAAGAGGAUCUGUGUACUCACCUCGGCCGUCACCCAAGAUGGACGCGUUCGCGAGCUCUCUACGGAAAUACCCGAGCUUGUCUCCAGAAAGGUCGUCAGAGAUUGUGGAGAGACUCGUCAAUUUUGCACAAAGCAGAAAUGGUUCAAUAUCAAAGAAUAGCAAGACGUGUCCAGACGGCAUGGAUUCAGACAGUUCACAGCAAAACUACAUGCUGGACCAGUCCCGGAACUGCGCUAAGACGCUCCAGCGAAACUAUGAGCCACGUGUGGUCGUCAAGUCCAAAAGACCUGAUGAAAACCAACCGCGAGAGAGAUGGGAUAAAAGAAAUGCAACUAAAGAGUUUGAGUUCACUAGCCGAGGAAACUUUGGCGUGAACAACGAGGUUAGAUACCUGCGGGAUGUUGCCAGGACUAUUCGGGAAGACAUACGGAAUGUAUUCCAAAUACAAAAUCAGCCGGAUAGGUUAUCCCCCCGAGAGAGAUCAUCGCCGGAGAGAACACUCAAGUCGCAAAAGAGUGGCCACUCGGUUAUUAAUAUGGAAACGCAAGCUGCCGUUGAGAUGGUGUCGAAGGAGAUAGUCGCAAUGCCCACGGAAGUUCCGUCGCAACGAACUGUUGCCGUAGCUGCAAUACCAUCGUCAUCAAGGGAACGAUUACCUGGAGCCACUUCAUCAGUUUUAAAUAAUCACUGGGCACAAGAAGCCAGCCAACCACAUACCAUUGUGACAGGGAACAAAGAUGGUAUUAAAAAUGAAAAAUAUAAACACAAAAAUAUUCGAUUGUGUAGGUCUUUGGAAGAAAUACGAUAUGAAAAAUAUAGAUCCAAAAAAUGUUUACCAGAUCAACGGGACUGUCACGAUGGACAUAAAAAUAUUAACAAUUUACGUAAUGAAAAGCAUUGCCACAGAAUUAAGAAGCCAAACAAAACUACAAAUAGUGAUUUUACUUGGAGAUUCCAACAGAGUUGCAGUGGUAUUCAGAUUUUGGAUAACGUUGAUGAAUCACCUAAAGUUAAAUCUCAGUUAUGUAAUAUUAAUUAUGAAUGCGAAGCUGACACGAUUUCUGAAAUCAUUCAAAAUUGGUUAGGAGCCCUACCUUUGAAGCCUAUUGAUUAUUUUUCGAGACCACUUGAGAAGGAAUAUUUGUUUUACGAUCUUUUUAAGAAAUUGGAACGCAAUGCAAAUAUGUUAGGACUCGAUGAAGUGAAUAAGUUAAAAGAUGAUAUAAUUGAAGUGUUACAUGAAUUUCCAGUAGAGGUGACCGGUAAUAAAGACAUUUUUUUGGAAAGAUUGGCAAAUUUACUUAUAGUAGAUAUAAAAAAAUCAAAACGAAAGAAUAAUAGUCAAGCAAAACAUGGAAGUGAUAUUUUUAACGGUUUUUGUUGUACGGAUCGUUAUAUACCUCCAACAGAAGAUGAACUUCGAAAAUUUCUUACUGAUGAAGUUAGGAUAUUUUUAAGGAAAUCAGUCUUAAAAUUUACUCUAAGUCAACGAUUAGAACUUACAGAAGACAUUUUCAAUGUUGCGAGUCAUUUUAUGGACAGCGUUCACUCUGUAAAUGAAGACAUAGUUAAGCAAGAUAUUGUGAAUAUUUUAGUAUACCAUGAUAUAUCUGCACAGGUUGCGAUACACUUCGCAAAUAUCUUAAUAAAACAUCUUAAGCGACAUUUUAUUAACCAACUAAAUAGUGGAAACCUAAGAUCCGAUACAAUUAUAGUAUUACCAAAUAUUUCAUCAACGCCAACACCUUUUAAUUCGAAAAGCGAAAAUAUAGAAGGUUCCAGAAGGCAGCCCCUUAAAGAAUCUAAUGUCCUCGAUUCAACAGAUAGUUAUACUCAACAACUGUCGGAGCAAAUUACUAAAUGGUUGAAAUCUGUAGAACAAUUUCUUCCGCAACUUCAAGAGCCAGACUUCAAUCACGCUAUCGUUCAGGAUCUAAUCAACGAUAUAUUGGAUCGACAAAGGUACCUUCAACUUCAUCCAUCGAAUUUAAGUACUGCAGAAAGUGAGUUAGAUCACUUGAAGUUUCAAAUUUUCAAAUGGAUGAAUGAUAAUAAUUUUGAACUUCUGGAGCGCGCCGAGGACUUAAUGCAACGAAUAAACAAGAUUCCAGUGCCUUCACUUCCUAUGUCUCCUAAAAGGUCACCCACAAAAUUUGAAAAUCCUGAAACAUCUUUAGGGCAUGCCAAAUCACCACAUGAAAAAGGUGCAGUUAAAACAAGUAACGACGAACUCAAUGCACAACAGACUACAGAUCCAAUGUCGGUACGGGAUAACCAAAAUAAUGAUACCCGUAUUCCAAUCAGAAAUACACCUAUACCUGUACAUGAUCAGAUCAACGAAGAAUAUUCAAGAUUUCUUCAAGAAUGGGUUCAAAAAAUACCUAUAUUGACUUCGACUGCCGAUGAAGAAGCAUUAGCUUCAAAAGCAAGAAUUGGGAUAAUUAAUGGAAUCUAUCAAGCAAACAAUAAAAUAAGAAGUACUUUAAGAUCCAAAGAUCAAUUUUUACUCGAAGACAUGCUUGAUGACGAAAUCGAAGAUCUAUUAAGUUGCCUGCCGCAAACCUUUGAGUUGAAAUCGAAAAAACACGCAUUGAAAAUUGAAUUAAUUACAAAAACAGUGGAUUUAUUUAACAAGCUUAUAGAUGAAUCAUAUAAAGAGCGAUUAGCACAAAAUGUAGAUGCCAGCUUACAGAAACAAGGACUAAAAAGUCCCUUACAUCCUGAAGAAGAGAUACAAGUCAGAAGAGUAGUUGAUAAUUUUAUACUGUUUACCAAAUACAGAGACAACGACAAGAUAAGAAGUGAAGUUUAUAGAAGAAGACUGUUGAAUGUUUUGGAAGAACUUAUUGACGAAAUAAAAAAAAAUCACACAGAAGUCACUCAAAUAGAUUAUGAAUAUUAUUUAAAUGAUAUUGUUAAUGUAUUGCAACAAGUCCCUGUUCCAGAUUAUGAAACAUUCAAUGAGGAGGCUGAUAUUAUUGCUUUAGAGAUGGAAAUUGAAAAAUGGUACAACGAUCUGCCAAUACCGAAACCUCCAAAUAAUCUGAUUGAAUUGGAAUGGAAAAAGAAGAUAGAGAAGUUAGCGAAAAAAGUACACGAAAAUAAUAAAAAAUUUGAGUCUGAGGAUUAUCGGGAUCUUAUUAUAAAGUCGGAUCUGAUGGUUUUUUUAGGAGAAGAUAUAAUGAACGAUCCAAACAUUAAUAUUAAUUAUGUAUAUCGAGAUUUUUUGGAACGUAUUAAAAACGGAAUACCAUUAAGUCAAGUGUCUAGACGCGUUUCAUUCCAAGAGCCAGAAAAUUAUAUCCAACGUGUUUCAUUUCAAGAGCCAGAAAAUUAUAACCAAUUUCAAAGUAAUGUCCCCAUUUCAUCAAGCUUAUUAGAAAAUAAAGUGUCAUCAAAUGAAGAACAGAGAGGUGAAUAUAUAAAACCGCAAACACCAAAAAUGCCCCUAACUUCGAUACGCAUCGAUGAUGAAAACGUUCGUGUUCCGACUAUGGGUCCAAUCAUGCGUGAACAUUAUCCCGUAAAACAUAAUUCUGAUUAUAAUAGAAAACAGAGUAGGCAAGAAAAUAAUCGAUCUUCCAUUGAAAAGAGUGCGAUAAUAGAAAAUAAUAACGAUUCUGAUACACAAUGGGAAAAACCAAAGUAUUACGAUCUUCUUCAUGCUCCACCCUUUGCAGAAAUCUCGGAUAGAACUGCUAAGGGAAAUGAGGAAAGCUAUAAAUUAUUUUCUGAAGAGCGACCACUUAGUUCCUCAUUAAAAGAACCAUCUAACAUAGAAUGGCACACCAUUCCUACAAGCUUUGAACGAAUGAAUCAACAAAGACACCAGAUAAAUCCAGCUCGUAGAGAAAACUUUGAUCAAUACAACGAACCAAAAAUCAAUGGUAAAUCUAAUAACAAGCCUGCUGGCAGUGGCAUAGCAGAAAAGAGGAAUGGACUACAUACCAGUCAGGUUGCGGGUCCAAGUGGAUAUAAACACCACCAACAAGGAACAUCAUCCGACUUAUCAAGAAAACAAAAUAUCGCGUAUGGUGAGAGGUUAUACCCUAAAAAUUACAGACUUCAACCACCUUAUGUUUACCCACCAAGGAAGUUUUCAAUACAAAUUCAAACUCCUGCAGAAGCCUUUAAUGAAGAAGGAGCGUUUAGAGGUACAGAUGAUAAUAUUAGGACAGUUGCCACAAAUACAUCUGCAAGAACGCCUUCGACUAGGCAACCCGAGUAUUCCAAUGAACCUAAAAUUAAAAGGUCAAAACAAGUUCCAGAUAAAGAUGGUGCAAGAAAGUAUGUAGAGUUAGAUAGUUCAGAAUAUGACGAUGAUGAUGAUCAAUAUCGGUGCCGGUGUAUCGAACGGUUUUGGAAAUAUGGAAGACGAGCCCGAUAUUACUGUGAUGGUCUGGACAUGCAAUUACCUCCCUGUAUGCCGUUUAUGUGCAAUUUUCCACGUUAUUUUUGAUUUAUUUUGUUUACAAUUUGAGUGUAUAUUUUGUAUGUCAGUGUUGUAGCGUUCGUUCAGAAUAAAUUAAUUUAUAUUA
Leptidea sinapis is the source of this 5144-nucleotide messenger RNA. RefSeq lists its product as uncharacterized. Bases 206 to 5065 code for a protein of 1619 amino acids. The record is from RefSeq and is a predicted model, not a curated record. The transcript is spliced from 13 exons. NCBI's taxonomy places the organism in Eukaryota, Metazoa, Arthropoda, Insecta, Lepidoptera, Pieridae.